Molecule: messenger RNA, 1457 nt
Organism: Erinaceus europaeus (western European hedgehog)
Lineage: Eukaryota; Metazoa; Chordata; Mammalia; Eulipotyphla; Erinaceidae
Gene: THOC3
Product: THO complex subunit 3
Exons: 6
Coding region: 14-1141 (375 amino acids)
Biological process (GO): mRNA export from nucleus
Cellular component (GO): THO complex part of transcription export complex
Molecular function (GO): protein binding
Source: RefSeq, a predicted model, not a curated record
CAUUCUGGCACGCAUGCGCGGGGCGGCGGCGGCAGGUCUGAGCGCGCCCUGGCACGCUGGCCGCGCCGGCGCCCGGGAGCUCGGCAUGGCGGCCGCCGCGGCGGCCGUGGGGCCCUCGGCGCUGGGCCCCGGCGGGCCGGGCUCCCUGGCGCCCUGGUGCUCGGUGAGCAGCGGCCCGACGCGCUACGUGCUGGGCAUGCAGGAGCUGUUCCGCGGCCACAGCAAGACGCGCGAGUUCCCGGCACACAGCGCCAAGGUGCACUCGGUGGCCUGGAGCUGCGACGGCCGCCGCCUGGCCUCGGGCUCCUUCGACAAGACGGCCAGCGUGUUCCUGCUGGAGAAGGACCGGCUGGUUAAAGAAAACAAUUACCGGGGGCACGGGGACAGCGUGGACCAGCUUUGUUGGCACCCCAGCAACCCGGACCUCUUUGUCACCGCGUCCGGGGACAAAACCAUCCGCAUCUGGGACGUGAGGACCACGAAGUGCAUCGCCACUGUGAACACCAAAGGGGAGAACAUUAACAUCUGCUGGAGCCCCGACGGGCAGACCAUCGCCGUGGGCAACAAGGACGACGUGGUGACCUUUAUUGACGCCAAGACUCACCGCUCCAAGGCGGAGGAGCAGUUCAAGUUUGAGGUCAACGAGAUCUCCUGGAACAACGACAACAACAUGUUCUUCCUGACCAACGGCAACGGCUGCAUCAACAUCCUCAGCUACCCCGAGCUGAAGCCCGUGCAGUCUAUCAAUGCCCACCCUUCCAACUGCAUCUGUAUCAAGUUCGACCCCACGGGGAAGUACUUUGCCACAGGCAGCGCAGACGCCCUGGUCAGCCUCUGGGACGUGGACGAGUUAGUGUGCGUUCGCUGCUUCUCCAGACUGGACUGGCCUGUGAGGACGCUCAGUUUUAGCCACGAUGGGAAAAUGCUGGCGUCAGCAUCAGAAGAUCACUUCAUUGACAUAUCUGAGGUGGAGACAGGAGACAAGCUGUGGGAGGUGCAGUGUGAGUCUCCGACCUUCACUGUGGCCUGGCACCCCAAGCGACCUCUGCUGGCCUUUGCCUGCGAUGACAAGGAUGGCAAAUACGACAGCAGCCGGGAAGCGGGGACUGUGAAGCUGUUUGGGCUUCCAAAUGACUCCUGAGAGGAGGCCCCUGACGAGGUCUGCCCACCCGCCGCGGGGCAGUGGUCUGGCCAGGCCUGGAGCCGCCGGGCACCGGAGUACAUUGGUACAUGUUGCAGAAGGCUCUUGUGUGACUGCCCCCUCCCCGCCCCCUCCCUCCCUGUCCCCACAUGAGGGCUGUGCCAGUUGGAUGGGGACCCCUGGUGCUUUGGGGCCCUCUUGUCCUUUGUGCCUUGGGGGGGUUCAGGGCUCGAGGACCUGAUUUGGAAGGACGGGUGAGGGAGGGAGGGCGAGGUGGAACUUUCUAUAAUUAAAGAGAAACUUCUGCUUUUGAGAA